Messenger RNA from Papaver somniferum (opium poppy), 2553 nucleotides. RefSeq lists its product as uncharacterized. The record is from RefSeq and is a predicted model, not a curated record. Lineage: Eukaryota; Viridiplantae; Streptophyta; Magnoliopsida; Ranunculales; Papaveraceae. The coding region runs from base 1376 to 2512 and encodes 378 amino acids. The transcript is spliced from 2 exons.
ACUUACUUUCUCGGUCCCCGUAGAAUUGUUGCUCCGCAGAAGGAGAAAGGAAAAAGCGACUUUUGUGGUGAUUACCGAGUUGUAAAUUCAUGUUCAUCCAUAUACUCAAAUGGAACAGUAACCAGGUUCGAUGAAUCAACUGAUGGAGAGUUCAAUGGAGAUGGUUUUGAUUCAUCUUUUUCUUGUUCAACAAUCUGUUUGGAAAUCAGAUUGAGUUCAAAUUGGAGAGAAAAAAUUGGGGUUUUAUUCAAGCUUUAAAUGGGUAUGAUUUUCAAUUUCGGACUUUUUAAAUCUCAAAAAUGAAAAUCCUUUCUCUUAUUUCUAUCGAGUUGAUACUUAUUUCCACUAUUGACAUUAGAAUUGAUUAUAAAACCUCGAACAUAUGGUUAGAAGGGGAAACAAUGGUGAUCUAAAGAAGUAUGUAAUUAGGUAAUCUAGAAGUAAUUUGGAAAUUGGAUUUUAGAUUUGUUCGGUUACAAAAAGAGCCAACUUUGUUUGAAUUAGGAUGUCGAUGUAUAUGAUUGCGAAUCUGAUUUGGGCGUUUACAGUAAUUUAAUUUUGUGUACACUGAUUUGGUAAGGAAGACACUAAAAACAGAAAUUCAACGGCACUUUGUUUCCCAAGAAUCUUCCCGUGAGUAAACUUGUAUAAAGACAUCUCAAGCUUGUGAAAGGUUCUCUUAUAUCGAUAUGGGUUUGAUUUUGUUUUGCUCUUUUAUUAGUAACGGAAUUAUUGUGUAAAUGCACAGACCUUAUGAUAUUCUGCUUUGUAGCAUAGGGUUUUAACUUGAUUGUUUUAAUUGCUGUUUUAAAUUUAAAUUUUUUUAAUCAAGUUUUGAUCUGAAUCGAAGGAAACUUGACGAAAUUUGGUGUUAUCAAAUGAGGAAGCUAAAACUGCAAAGUUUCUUGCGGGUGAAAGAAGGGCUAAUUGGGUUGGCCGUGGGAGAGUUUUAAGGGCUUUUUACUAUAUUAUGAGGACUUGGUAAAUCAACUGUUAGUCGUGGGAGAUUUAAUGAUUCAUAGCAAUAUAGUGGAGUUUCAAACACAUGACUAUACUAUCUGCGUGAGAUUUCCAAAUACCACAAAACCUGGAUACUAUUAGGAGAUACGUAGUGUUUGGACUCAAGACUGUGUCUUGAGCCCUACGUGUCUGGAUUCUGAGACCAACUUGGAUAGUCCAUGUAGAUGGUCUGUUUACAUAAGUAGCAAACUUGAGAUCCAAGUAAUCGGUCUCAAGUCGGUAGGUCUAGGGUUUGUGUCUUGUAACCCAAGUUUGGUCUUGUAUAAAUAAAGACGUGAUGAAUGAAUGGAAAGGGAGAGAAUUACCAAAACAUAACAUGGCAUCACGAGCCGGUUAAGAACCCUAAAAGAAAACGAUGGAUGGUGAAACAGAGUCAUCCAAAGGGAAAAAUAUAGAGUGUGAUAUGCAGAAGAAGAAUCCAGUCUACCAUCUAGGAUCGAGUGAUGGUCCAGGCAUCAUCAUCACGCCGAUUGUUUUAAAGGGGACUAACUAUGAUGAAUGGGCUAGAGCCAUAAGACGAUCAUUGAUAGCUAAAAGGAAGUUUGGUUUUGUUGAUGGAACAAUCACAAAACCUGAAGAUAGUGACCAGUUGGAAGAGUGGAUUGUUGUCCAGUCAAUGCUUGUUUCAUGGAUUAGCAACACGUUAGAUUCAUCAAUUAGAUCGAGCUUGGGAGACUAUGAUGAUGCAAACUUGCUGUGGACACAGUUGAAGAGAAGAUACUGUGUUGUAAGCGGAACAAGAAUCUGUCAGCUGAAAGCUUCGUUAAGUGAGUGCAAACAAAAGAAAGCAGAAGGUGUAGCCGAGUACUUUGGGAGAUUGAACAAGAUAUGGGAUGAGAUGGUAACAUACAUGAAGGUACCUCAGUGCAAGUGUGGUAAGUGCACUUGUAAUAUCGCAUCACAAGUAAGUAUGUUGAGAGAAGAAGACUUUCUGCAUUAUUUUUUGAUUGGAUUAGACUCUGUGUAUAGUUCCGUGCGUGAACAACUGUUGGCUAGAGACCCGUUGCCAUCAACAGAUGUAGCAUACCAGACAAUGGUGAAUUCGGAGCGUCUGCGUAUAGGAGAAGUAGCUAUGUCUACGGAGGUACAUGACAAUGUGAUGGCAUUCAGAGUACAAUCUGAUCAACGCCAACUCAACAAUACGUAUCAUCCUAACAAGCAUUGCAAGUACUGUACCAGAGAUGGACACUCAGAGGAUGGGUGUUUUCAACGUAUUGGAUACCCAGAAUGGUGGGGAGACAGACCUAGAGGCGGAAGAGGAUCUGGUCGAGGAGGCAGAACCAAUGGUAGAGGGCGUGGUGGCACUAACUUUACCGGUGGUAGAGGUGGUCGAGGACAAGGUGCAGGCAACCAGGUUCGAGCACACAACCUUAAUAUAUCAGACACAAGGCAGUCAGGUGGAGCGCUGGUAGUCCCCGAAGAUAUUAUAUUUAAAUGCAAAAUGGUCCCCGGCAGCGGCGCCAAAAACUUGGUAGGCCUUGAAAGGGUAUAAAAUAUGCGCAAUAAAAACGGGGGCCUACAGUAAUACCGCAA